ACAACCGGGCGAUGGUGGGCGAGUUGCGCGCAAACACCCUCCCGAAGCCGCACUCGGGUGCCUUCGGCCGUUUGGGCCAUCCCCACCACCACCCGGCCGGAAGUGCGCGGUCGACCGACUCCGCACGUGUUUGGGGGGCGCAAUCUCCUAAUCAUGCUGGCUGAGGUGCGCCACUGGCCCCCUUCCCCGGCAGCUGUUGACUCGGCCGCGGAAUUUGCAUGUAUGCGGGCACCGUGAGAACCGGCCAGUGGCGCACCGCGCAUUCUUCCGCUCGAAACCCGUCCACAGCGACACCCAUUGGAGGGGGCGCCGCCGCUGGCCGCUGCUUCCAUUCCUCUAACGGACGGCCUUGCGGAACCCGUUCCAAUGACCUUUGGAGGCUCCGCACCGGCCAGCUGCGCGCUAAUUGAUUAACGGCUUUAGCCCGCCUAUGAAAUGAGCAUCCGGGACCCGUCAAUCACUGUCAACGCCACUGUCACCAGGUCGCUGACCGAGUGACAGUUGUGUCACUGAGUGGCAGCUGUGUCAAUGUCAAAACCGGGACAAAGGAAGAGGCCAAUCGAGCAGCUGAUGCGAAGAAAAGGAGGCCGGGUGUGCGUCGACGUGUCGGAACCUGCAGCAACCCGUUGGUUCAUGCGGCGAACAGCUGGCGAUCAAUGGGUACCACCUGGGCGCGGGACGAGAGGCGGCAGGGGCGCGGGGCCGCGAAAGGCCACCCGAAAGGCCGUUCGGGUGCCGAGCGUCGUCAGUACGGUUGCGAACGGCGCAACGGGCGGAAGUGCGCAUAGUGAGCGGGCGACAGUGGCGUGCUGACAGUUUUCCAUUGGUUCAUUCGGGCCGACAAUGGUGCGCAGUUUGGCGCAGUGGACGAAAACGCUCAGUUUCCCGGCCCGCAUUUCGCCCCACAAAUCGAAGGAGGCUGCGGCUGUCAGCCCCCUGAUCACGCCCAAGCCCAGCAAUCAGUCGCUCAGCGUCCAGUCGAGCGACACGAUGAUGAACAGCAAUUGCGCAUCGCUGACCGAAGUCAGUCACAUCUACGCGUCGGAGGACCCCGAUUCGGAGAAGGCGAUCAUGAGCUCAGUGGUGUACUGCAUCCAUCACAAGGACGGCUGCAAGUGGUCGGACGAGUUGCGCAAGCUCAAGGGCCACCUGAACACGUGCAAGCACGACGCGCUGCCGUGCACCAGCAAGUGCGGCGCGCAGAUCCCGCGCGUCCUCAUGGAGGACCACCUGAAGUACACGUGCCCGCAGCGGCGCACGCGCUGCGAGUUCUGCGCCAAGGAGUUCAGCGGCCACGGCCUGGAGAGUCACGCAGGCCAUUGCGGCGCCGAGCCGCUGUACUGCGAAAACAAGUGCGGCGUCAAAAUGCCGCGCCGCCUACUCAGCCAGCACAAGGCCGGCGACUGCGCCAAGCGGCUGCUGCCGUGCCGCUGCUGCGGCAAGGAGUUCGUGGCCGACACGUUGGCCGCGCACCACGUCAAGUGCGGCCGCAUGCCAGUGCCGUGCCCCAACCGAUGCGACGCCACUGCGCUGGCGCGCGAGGAGCUGGACGCGCAUCUGAAGGACGCGUGCGCUGUCUCCGUGCACGGCUGCUCCUUCAAGGACGCGGGUUGCCGCUUCAAAGGGGCGCGCCCCGCCAUGGAGCGCCAUCUAGCCGACGCCGGCCAACAACACCUGCAGAUGAUGUGCGGCCUGGUUGCCAAGCAGCAGCAACAGAUCGCGUCGCUCAAGGGGGCGCUGGCGCGCCUCUCGCUCAACUGUUCCGGCACGCUCAUCUGGAAAGUGAGCGAUUUCGGGGCGAAAAUCGCCGAGGCGAAGGGCAAGGAGGGCAUGGAACUGGUCUCGCCCCCCUUCUACACCAGCCAGUACGGCUAUCGGCUGCAGGCGUCCCUCUUCCCGAAUGGCAACGGCGCCGGCGAGGACAGCCAUCUAUCGGUCUACAUCAAAAUCCUGCCCGGCGAGUACGACGCGCUGUUGCGCUGGCCGUUCGCGCACUCCGUCUCGUUCACGCUGUUCGACCAGUGCGGCACCCCGGAGAAAGCUUGCAACAUUGUCGAGAGCUUCAUCCCGGACCCCACCUGGAAGAACUUCCAGCGGCCGAGCAAAGAGCCCGACUCGCUCGGCUUCGGCUUCCCCAAGUUCGUGUCGCACGACACCCUCAGGCGGCGCCACUUUCUGCGCGACGACGUCCUCUUCAUUCGCGUCAAAGUCGACCCCAGCAAGAUCGUGGCCGUUUGAGUGUGGGGGGGGCGCAGCCCCAUUUCUGAUCUCCAAAGGUUGUACAUAGAGGGCGCGGCGCGGCCCCGCCCCUGCCGGAUUUUGUGAUAGCACCAAAGGGCCCCGCCCCGGGGGGCCGUGCACGAUGAGCGAAUUGCCAAAUAAAUUUAUUUGUUUAUUAA
Molecule: messenger RNA, 2399 nt
Organism: Dendroctonus ponderosae (mountain pine beetle)
Lineage: Eukaryota; Metazoa; Arthropoda; Insecta; Coleoptera; Curculionidae
Gene: Traf4
Product: TNF receptor-associated factor 4
Exons: 5
Coding region: 844-2238 (464 amino acids)
Biological process (GO): protein K63-linked ubiquitination; positive regulation of JNK cascade; tumor necrosis factor-mediated signaling pathway
Cellular component (GO): plasma membrane signaling receptor complex
Molecular function (GO): protein binding; zinc ion binding
Source: RefSeq, a predicted model, not a curated record